This is a messenger RNA of Pieris rapae (cabbage white), 5403 nucleotides long. It is a transcript of the gene Oatp74D, whose product is annotated as solute carrier organic anion transporter family member 74D. Bases 415 to 2478 code for a protein of 687 amino acids. Gene Ontology annotation, cellular component: membrane. Gene Ontology annotation, molecular function: protein binding. NCBI's taxonomy places the organism in Eukaryota, Metazoa, Arthropoda, Insecta, Lepidoptera, Pieridae. The record is from RefSeq and is a predicted model, not a curated record. Gene Ontology annotation, biological process: sodium-independent organic anion transport; transmembrane transport. The transcript has 11 exons.
AGACGGGGCGAGAGGGAAUCUCGCGAGGAGGGCGACGAACAGACGGCUUUCAUCGUGAGUGAACGCGUACGGUGUAAAAAACGCAUAGGCAGCCAAUAAAAACCCUGUGGGGAGAUGUCGAGGGGCGGGUGCUGUGCGCUCGGCUGCAAGACGCAAGUGCACGCUGCAGUCUCUCGGCGCCAGGCUGGGUGCGCGCACGCAGCUUUAUAUCCCUCAAUCGCUCACUUAUCCAGUACCCAUCGAAAGCAUGCGCUCGAGUCGCUUCGGGUGCGACGACUCAGAACUUUUCGGUAUCGCCAAUCAACAUUCCUUGUCGCCCCGUUAUCAGAAAGCAUCCAGCAAGCUUCGCGUGCAUUUUGUUUCCGCUAAGUCGGUUGCGUCGCGCUAGGGGUUGUUCAGUCGUAAACAAGCGAUAUGACGGCACCGGUUGUUGUGACUGUACCAGCGGGUGGGGAGGGUCCCAACGGCCUUGCACCCCAGGAAGACGCUAUGAAAGGCGUGGAGGCCACACCAGAGGAACAAGAACGGUUAGCGUCCGGAAAUAAUAAUGGCUCCCUCGACUGCAAACUUCCGCCCGCCCAGCCUCGCUCCGUGUUUCACUCGACUCACGUGUUCAUGCUGGUUUUCCUCUCGGGUUGGGUGUUGCAGGGCAUGUUCCUCACUUAUUUCGUGAGUGUGACGACUACAGUUGAGAAGCUGUAUAAAGUGGAAUCAAAGACCACAGGGAUUUUACUGUCUGCGACGGAAAUUGGACAGAUAUGCACAGCGUUAUUUCUUACUUACUUGGCUGGCCGUGGACACAGGCCGAGAUGGAUUGCAUGCAUGAUGAUCGUGCUGGCCAUAGGAGUUAUUGGAUGUGUGGUACCUCAUAUACUGUAUGGGACGCAGUUGAUGGACGUUCAUUUGGACUCGCAUCGGGCUGAAGCUGCGCCCGUGUGCAAUGACAAUUCGUCGACGGCUUGCGAUGCAGCCCAUAUGAAAAGUACUGCCGCUCGAUCCUCCAUAACAGCAGUAGUGAUUCCCUGGCUCUUCGUGUGUCUCCUGGUAGUUGGAGUGGGUCAGACUGGGAUAGCAACGCUUGGCAUACCCUAUGUUGAUGACAACGUCGGUAGCAGACAAUCUCCUCUGUAUAUGGCAAUAACGAUUGGGAUCCGAGUAAUUGGGCCGGCGCUUGGAUUUCUACUUGGAGCUUUGUGUACGAGGGUAUAUGUAGAUCCACUGCAGGACCCUGGAUACGAGUAUAGUGACCCGCGAUGGGUUGGUGCAUGGUGGCUUGGUAUGGUGUUCAUAGCAGGAUUCGUGGUGAUCCUCUCCUCCCUGAUGUUCUGUUUUCCGAAGCAAAUACGACAGAGUCCACUUCCACCGCCUCCCAAGAAGAUUAAAGAGAAGAAUGAGCCGUUGUUUAAAGAUUUCUUUGCGACGAUCAAACGUCAGUUGACAAAUGACAUCCUGAUGUGGAGGACAGCCAGUUCCGUUCUCCAUCUGAUGCCCAUAAGUGGAGUCUACUCAUUCCUGCCCAAAUAUCUGGAGAAGCAGUUCAGACUGCCCACGCACGAUGCCAACCUUGUUUCGGGUCUUGGCGGUAUUCUGGUGAUGGGUUUAGGUAUUAUCACCUCCGGAGUGGUUAUUCUAAAGCUGGUUCCGAGUGCGAGACAAGUUGCCGCCUGGACAGCUGCAACUGCUGCCAUCUAUAGCGCUGGUAUGAUACUGCUUAUGUUUGUGAGUUGUCCCGAAGAAUCCUUCAGAGUGUUGAGUACGACAGACAACAACCUCACUUGUAGUGUUGGCUGUGAAUGCGAGAAUUCCUCAUAUAGUCCUGUUUGUGGGCAGGAUUCAUACACAUACAUGUCUCCGUGUCAAGCUGGUUGUCACAGCAGCAAACGACUAGACAACAACACUUGGUACUACAGUGACUGCGAUUGUGUUAAUAACAAUACUAUUGGCGAUAGGGCUUACAAAAUUUUGGAACGUUACGAGGCAGUUAACAUGACGUAUGACGACAUAUCGGACGGCGGGUUUGCCGUGAGCGGCGAAUGUGGCGGUCCCUGCAACCAGAUCUAUUUAUUCAUAGCGAUAUUUGCGGCCAUUAUGUUCGUUCACGCCAGUGGCGAAGUCGGGGCUGUAUUAUUAAUUAUACGCUGCACGGAUAAACAUGAUAAGGCCAUGGCGAUGGGGGUGAUACAGUUCGCUAUUGGAGUGUUUGGGAAUGUCCCGUGCCCCAUAGUGUUUGGGGCCGCAGUCGACGCGGCGUGUCGGUUGCGGGACGUCGCCUGCGGCGUGCUUGGCGGCUGCGUGUCAUAUGACAGUGACAGCUUGAGGCAUUUCUUCCUGGGUCUCUCAUCCGGUCUAAUGUUCCUAGCGUUUAUAAUGGAUAUGCUUGUAUGGAGCCGGGCGGGACGAAUCGACAUGAACCCUGGAGAGAGACAAGAGACACCUCAAGACGCGCCACUCGCGCCUAACCCUGACACCCAACUCUGACAUACAUCGACAAUCUACGAGGACUCCGUGUGAUUAUAAAAAUACUAAAUGCGUAAAGUUGGCACUGCUGUAUUGACAGUAACAAAAAAAUGUUUUUAUUGAUUAUCAAUGAGCUCUAGGUCGUUAGAAAUAAGGUUUUAUAAAUUCAUAAAUUAACAAGUGCCGAUACCAACGACACAUGUUUUAUAACUAGAAUAUGCAAUAGUUAUAUACUGCUAGACGCUUCAAGGGGACAAAAAAUGUUUAAAAUUGAGAAUCCGGAUCGAAGGACCAUAAAACUUCAACCACUUGUUACAAAUAAACAAAUGAAAGUCGUAAGUAGUGAUGUCGAUUUGAAUGUACUAAUCUUAUUGGACCUAAAAAUAAAACUCGGAAAGGGACUUUUGAAACGCAGUUUUCUUUACAGAAGUCGAAUUUUGACAAAUAUUUUUGAAUAGUUAGAUGACGUUUUCUAUUUUUAGCGAUAUUUGUGCAAUAUUUUUGAUGUUGUAGCGAAAUUUAUAUUUAAAAGUUAAGCUUUUUCAAAUAGUCACUGCCUGUUUUAACCUCAUAACGAAUGUUUUGAUCAACGAGUUGCCAUUGUAGCUACGACGUCAAUAAGCAUAAUAUUAUUUCAUCAAGUUUGAUAAAUAUAGCGGCUAUCUCUGUCUAAAAUAAGUAAACGAUAACAUUUAAAUUACUUUUUUAAUCGUUUGGGCGCAUACAUUGGCGCAACAUUUAAAAUUGAACAAUUGUUUUAAUGUAUUGGCUUUAGUAAGAAUUUUAUACGUGUUUAGUAAAUGACGUAAUAUAUUUUUAAACUAAAAUCUACUUUGUCCAGUGUUAGAUUUAGGUAAUUGCAUAAUAUUUUUUUGUAUGCGUUUUAUUCAUUUUAUUUCACGUUAUUCAUUUUAUAAUAGUUGUGUACAUCACACAUAUGGGACUGAGUUUUUGCUGAAUUACGCUGUCUGUUUGUUAAUUAAUUGUAGGAAUCAUCAUAUGAAAAACUUUUUGAAAAAAAAAAACCCGUUGUCACCGUUUUUUGGGUGACACCCAUUCGGUCUCUCCACUUUAAGACAAUCUACAAAAAAAAAUCGCUAGCAUAAAAAAAUUUUCAGGGAUUCCUCCAUCCCUUCUAGAAUUCGGGGUUUCCCGCAAAAGAGCCUGACGCUGUUGUGGGGGAUUCCCCGUCCCAUACUCGCCAUAUUUUAAUGAAUUAUCCAUGUCCUUUAUCAUUUGAAAUUUAUUGCUUUUUACUUUCGAUGGGGUGACACCACCAACUUCCGCACCAGGUGCCACGCCACUGCGCAUGACGCACGCGUGCUCUCUUUAACAGCCUAAAAUCAAUUCGAAAGAAAGAGACAAAUAUCUAUGAGUGUAGAUGGAGGGAUUCAGUUUCUAUUUUGGGUUAUUCUUCUUCUUCUUCAAGUGCCUCUCCAUUACUGGAGGUUGGCCGUCAGUUUUCUGAACCGCGUCUUGUUUUUAUUAGACUUUUUCAUGAUUACUGACUACUAGGGAAAAGAUGUUGAGCAGUGGUUUCCCGUUGCCUUCUGCCCAUUUGCCUUUGGGUUAUUAAAUGAAAGGUCUUUCAAGUAAAAUUCAAACUCUGGGCUAUUUCCAAAAAGACAGCGUACUACGCAACAUUUUUUAUAUAAUUGCGAAUUAAAUGGCUAGUGAUUAGAUUUUUAUAUUAGUGACUAAAUGUAAAUAUUUAUUUUAAAUGAAUUUUACUCUCAAUAGAUAUAACGGCGUUUAUGUACAAGUAUGUAUGGCCAUGUAAUUUAGAAUAAAAUAUAUACAUAUAUAUUUAUAUUUUUCCGCACUUGAUUUAUUCAGUGAAUUAAUAUAAAAGGCUGGGUCGAGUGUAAAUUAUUGUAGGAUUAUGUUUGUCUAUGAAUCUGCUAAUUUUUAAUCUGUGAAUGAGUUUGGAACUUCUAGAAGUAAAACGUUACCGAAACUGACUGAUUCUAUAUUUCUACCAAUUGCGUGCAAUAACAGAGUGUUUUUUGUACUUGUUGUGUUAUGGAUAACCAAAAUCCCAAACGUUUUUGCUGUCAGUCGUUAAUUCUAUAGACAACACAGCAAGACCUUAGCACGAAGCUUACAAUAGGUUCGUCAAGUAAUCGUAUACGCUAUUGCGAUAAUUUUCGAUAAACACUCGUAUACGAUACGAUAAUUUUUGACUGCUCGAACUAUUUGAUUUUUCUUACAAUUUGUAUAGUUUACUAUAGGUAUUCUAUUCGAUAGAUGAACGUGCUUCCGUUUUUCAAAUACUUCAACGAGGCGAUUCUCAAGUUUUCCAUACAAAAAUCUACUGCUACUAUUCGAUUUUGCGUAUAGUUUCGUGCUAAGGUUUUCUUAAUUAUGUCGUGGAAAAAUAAACCCAAAAUAUUGGUACGAAUAUAAUUUUUCGUUUUCAUAUAAUUUUUUUUCCUUGAUACAGUCUAAGAACUUUUACUUGCACAGAAGUAUCAGGCUUAAAAAAACUUUUGUAUCCAGUGGAUUUAUGAAUACAAAAAAAAAGAUGUUUCUAGAAAUAUGACCAAAUUUUAUUGCUAAAACUUUGUGCAUUAUUUGUGUGCAAUCUAGGUGUAUGGGUUUUUGAAUGUAUUAGAAUAAUGUUAUUAUAAUCGGUUUAUGUAGAACGCUGAACAAUUUUGAACAUCACUUUAGGUUAAUUUGUUAUCUGUUGUAAUUAAAUUGUUAUUACAACUAGUCGAACAAAAUCGUGGUCAGUAGCGGGUUUUUUUAAUUGUCGCUUUGUAAUGACACUGUAUUUUUCUGUAUGUUUUGUUGAGUCUUCAGCAGAACAACUCUAGAUUGUAUUGUUUAUGGUCAUCUGUCACUUUUGUAUAUGACAUUUGACAGUGUUCAAGUGUGCAUUUUUUGUUACAAAUUUAUAGAUUGACAUUUAAACUAAGAAUAUUAUUAUUUUUUUAAAUUAAA